Rhineura floridana is the source of this 4205-nucleotide messenger RNA. RefSeq names its product MORC family CW-type zinc finger 3 (gene MORC3). The record is from RefSeq and is a predicted model, not a curated record. Gene Ontology annotation, cellular component: PML body; nucleus. NCBI's taxonomy places the organism in Eukaryota, Metazoa, Chordata, Lepidosauria, Squamata, Rhineuridae. Gene Ontology annotation, molecular function: zinc ion binding; ATP hydrolysis activity. The transcript is spliced from 17 exons. The coding region runs from base 106 to 2877 and encodes 923 amino acids.
UUUCCCCUGAGCCAGUCUCCGCCCCGGAAGUACCUUGAAUCGGAGAAAAGGGCCCUGGGAAAAAGGAAGCUUCCUGCCAGCUGCGGCUUUUGUACUGGAGCUAAAAUGGCGAUGGCGCAAACCAAGAGCGGGAUUCUUCUCAGUGCGCUGUGUCCAAAGUUUUUGCACACAAACUCAACCAGCCACACCUGGCCUUUCAGUGCAGUGGCAGAACUUAUAGACAAUGCUUAUGAUCCUGAUGUGAAUGCAAAACAGAUGUGGAUUGACAAAACAGUUAUAAAUGAGAACAUAAGUUUAACAUUCAUGGACAAUGGAAAUGGUAUGAAUGCAGACAAGUUACAUAAGAUGUUGAGCUUUGGCUUCAGUGACAAAGUUACAUUGAAUGGCCGUGUUCCAGUUGGAUUGUAUGGAAAUGGAUUUAAAUCAGGAUCAAUGCGCUUGGGGAAAGAUGCAAUUGUUUUCACCAAGAAUGGAGAAAUCAUGAGUGUGGGCAUGUUAUCACAAACCUUCUUGGAAGCUACAAAGGCAGAACAUGUAAUUGUUCCCAUUAUAUCAUUCAACAAGAAACGGCUAGUAAUGAAACCAGAUGAAUCAGCAGCCAGCUUGAAGGCUAUUCUGGAACAUUCUUUGUUUCCCACUGAAGAGGAGCUGCUUGCAGAGCUUGAUGCCAUUAUAGGAAAAAAAGGAACAAGAAUAAUUAUUUGGAACCUUAGAAGAGAGAAAAAUGAACAAACAGAAUUUGAUUUUGAUACAGAUAAAUAUGAUAUUAGGAUUCCUGCAGAUUUAGAUGAAGUAACAGGAAAAAGAGGGUAUAAAAAACAAGAGAGACAAGAUCAGAUUGUUCCUGAAAGUGACUAUUCAUUACGGGCUUAUUGCAGUAUUUUAUAUUUAAAGCCAAGGAUGCAAAUUAUUAUAAGAGGACAGAAAGUACAAACACAACUGGUUUCCAAAAGCCUUGCCUACAUAGAACGUGAUGUUUACAGGCCAAAGUUUCUGGCUCCCAAAACUGUAAGAAUUACUUUUGGAUUCAACUGCCGAAAUAAAGAUCACUAUGGAAUGAUGAUGUACCACAGAAACAGACUAAUCAAAGCUUAUGAAAGAGUAGGCUAUCAGCAAAGGGCAAACAACAUGGGAGUAGGUGUGGUUGGAAUUAUUGAAUGCAACUUCCUAAAGCCAACCCAUAAUAAACAGGAUUUUGAUUAUACUAAUGAAUACAGACUUACAAUACAAGCACUUGGUGAUAAGCUUAAUGAUUACUGGAAUGAGAUGCAAGCAAAGAAAACAGAUUCUCCUCUAGAAGUGCUAGUUGAAGAUACCCAGAAGCGGCCUGAUCAGACUUGGGUUCAAUGUGAUUCAUGUCUGAAAUGGAGGAAACUUCCAGAUGGAAUUCCCCACUUACCAGAUAAAUGGUAUUGUUCAUACAACCCUGAUCCUCAGUUCAGAAACUGCAAUGUCCCUGAAGAACCUGAAGAUGAUGAUUUAACACCAUAUGAGAAAACGUAUAAGAAAAAAGACCGGGAGAAAUUAAAGAAAAGACUGGAGCUUAGCCAACAGAUUUAUAAUGAAAUGUAUUUACAAACAUCAGCUGCCUUGUCCAGUACACCCCCAGCAAGGAGUGAGAGUGUUUCAAUAUUGCAUGCAGACGCUUCAAAUACAUCUCUUACUAGAUCUCUAAACAACACAUCAGUAUCUUCUCAUUCUGAUCCUGAAAACAGCUUUAAACGAAAACUUUCCAAUGCUGACUCACCACUACCUUUUAAGAUCACACGGGUGACUAGCCAAGCAUUUGAGAAUAAGAGGUAUGAUGACGACGAUGUUAUAAUCUUGGAAGACAGCAGUACUCCAAAACCUGUAGCAGUAGAUUGUGACAUCACAAUAGUAAAAGUUGAAGGUGGGGCUGAUGUUGAUUUUAGUGGCAUUGAGGGAGAAAUUUCCAAGAACAAAGAUGCUUGUUCAGAAACAAAUUGUUCAAAAGGAACUGCAGCAACACAGACUGAAACAGGGCAACUUAUAGUAAAGAAAGAAGAAGCAGAGGACAAUAGAGAUAAACAGCUAUUCAGAUCAGAACCUGAAGUAACCCUGCUAGAACCUCCUCGUGUUUCAGAGUCUGCUUUUGUGGAUGUAGAUAUCAAGAUAAAUGAAUUAAGCAUUCAACUACUGUUAGCGAAUGGUGAAAAAGAAAACUACCAAAACCAGUGUGAUACGUUGGCCAAAGAGGUAAAGAUGUUAAAGCAAAAGAUAGUGGAUAUGAAUGAUAAGCAUGUGAAAAAGGAAAUGUGUCAUCAGUACACAGAAACAAAUAAUAUAUUAUCAGAUGAAGAAUUAGAAAAAAUUAAAGAAAGAAGUCCAGAAGAGAUACUGAUUCUAUAUGAACAGGCAUUGAAAGAGAUGGGGAAACUGAAAGAAAAGUGUGAAACUCUGCAGAAGUUAAAAUCUGAAUGGAGUAAAUGUGAAAAUAACAAGAGUAAAAAUGAAGUAGACGACAUGGCUGUGCAACUUGAUGAUGUUUUCAGACAGCUGGACAAAUGCAGCAUUGAAAAAGACCAAUAUAAAAAUGAGAUCGAGCUACUAGAAAUGGAAAAAACGCAGCUGGGUUUUCAGUGUGAAGAGCUGAAAGCAGAAAUUGCACAAUUAAAAACGACAAUUCCGGAAAUGGUUGCACAUGCAAAUAAUUCUGUGGCUACUAAUCUUGAAGACCCUGUAAAUUAUUCUAAUGGAGAAAGCCUGAAGCUGCGAUCCCUGCGAGUUAAUGUGGGACAGCUACUUGCAACAAUAAUGCCUGACCUUGAUUUGCAACAAAUGAAUUACGACGUUGACGUAGUUGAUGAAAUUCUAGGACAAGUUGUGGAGCAUAUGAAUGAAAUCAGUACUACUUAAUUUUGUUCCUCCUUCAGUCUUAACAUACUUUUCAUAGUUCGUGUUUUCUUCUGAGGUUUGGAGCCUGUAAAGACCAUUCUCGUUAGAGCCAAGCUAAACAUGAGAACUGCCCUAAUUGCCUUUUUUACUUGGACUGCGGCAUUGGGAAAGAGGAGUAAACCCUGCUGUAUUAGUGUAAAAAAUCACCCUUCCCGUGCAGCACCCAUUAGUCCCUAAAGGUAAGCUUUCAUAGGCACCUAUGGAGCUUCCCUUCUGGAGCUAAUACCCAGAGUGGGGGAGGGGAGACCUUCAUAGCAAACACAGCAGGGGAGGAAAGGGUUGUAUCCCGCAUGCUGCAGUCCUGACAAAAAGGGGGGGAGCAGCUGAUUAAAGAAAAAGGUACAUCUUUAGCACUAUGUCUAGUUUUACUCUCAUUGAAUGCAUAAUAUGUAUGUAUCAGAUGACACCACAUUUGCAUUGUAUUACCACUUUGGAAUUCUAAAUAUUUCUUACAGAUGCUUUUAAUUUUAUAAUUCAUUUAAAAAUUAAACAGAUGCUUUAAAUGCUGUUGUAUGCCUUUUUAACGCUUGUUUUUAAAAGGUACACUGGCAAAACCCAAUAUUGGCAAGUAGCAUUUCACUGGUAUUUUAUAGUGGCCUAUGAGUAUUUCUAAGCUUUGAUACCUGAUUGUGUAUUAUACACUGAUUAAGAGUAUUGCAAAACAAUUGUUAUAUGACAUCACAUUUGUUGAGUUCAGAAAUCAUGUUUUUAAUGUGUAUGAAGUUGUCAAAAGUUACCCUCAUAUUAUAAAUGCUGUUGUGUCCCUUUUUUCUUUUUCUUUUUUAAAGGAAUAUCAGCAGUUUUGGCAAGCAACACUUUUCCAGUGUACUGCUGUUGGUAUUUAAACAUGCCCUGUAUGUCUAAGCUUAAAUACCUGAUCAUGUAUUAUAUACUGAUUAAGAGUAUUGCAAACCAUUUAAAUUAGGUUAUGUUUUGUUUAACUAUAAGAUACAGAUGUGAAAUAUUGCCAUAUGGUUUUAAGGAGUUAUUUUUACAUUUUUCUGUAAUUUUAUAUUUUUUGUUUUUCAUUACUCUCUGUAUUCUUCAAUAGAUGAAUGUACUGUAAAGUCUGGGUAAAAUAAAUUGUGACUGUAUGGAUGAUAUUAUUUAAAUUUAUACUGUACAUUAACACUUUGAAGAAAAGUGAAGAAAUGUAAAUAAGUUUUUAUUUACAUGAAAUUAAUCAAAAGAUGUAUAUUUUGUACUAAAUGAGGGGCACAUUCUGAUGGUCUGAGUGAUUAAAAAAAAUCCUGUAUCUGGAAACUUUUCCUAGUAAUAAAAAAAACUUC